Molecule: messenger RNA, 9407 nt
Organism: Octopus sinensis (East Asian common octopus)
Lineage: Eukaryota; Metazoa; Mollusca; Cephalopoda; Octopoda; Octopodidae
Product: sodium channel protein 1 brain
Exons: 20
Coding region: 210-6104 (1964 amino acids)
Biological process (GO): membrane depolarization during action potential; neuronal action potential; sodium ion transmembrane transport
Cellular component (GO): voltage-gated sodium channel complex; plasma membrane
Molecular function (GO): voltage-gated sodium channel activity
Source: RefSeq, a predicted model, not a curated record
CCCGGCGCCUGUUACCCCAAACGGCCAAUGUUAACCCAGGGGCUACAGCCCGAGAGCAGAUUUUAAAGGAACAAGAAAGACGAAACACUUUGACAGUGUCGGAAGGAGAUACCAACCAAUGCAACCAUUCUCAUCUUGAAGACUCUCACCUUCAUGACCGAAACUGUUCUUGUUGCAAGAAAUGUUGCCGCUGUUGUUUCACUCCUUGGAUGAGGAUUCAGUCAUAUGCCCAUUAUAUCAUUUCCGAUUCAUUUACAGAUGUCUUCAUCAUUUUCACUAUUGUCUUGAAUACCUUGUUCUUGGCGAUGGAGCAUCAUGGAAUGUCAAUGGGAUUGAAGCAUGUCCUCAAAUUUGCAAAUUAUGUAUUCACAUCAGUUUUCGUGUUAGAGGCUCUUCUGAAGAUUGUUGCAUUUAACAAACAGUAUUUCAAAAGUGGUUGGAAUGUAUUUGAUUUGGUUGUUGUUGUUGCGAGCUUAAUUGAUUUAGGAGUGGAGGGGCUUAAAGGUGUAUCUGUAUUCCGGUCUUUUCGACUGCUACGCGUUUUCCGUUUAGCCCAGUCAUGGACAACAAUGAGGUUGCUGCUGUGUAUAAUUCUUAAUACACUCGGCUCGUUGGGAUAUUUGACCAUAAUACUUAUUAUUAUCAUCUAUAUCUUUGCGGUUACGGGAUUACAAUUAUUUCAUACUGACUACACACCUGACAAAUUCAAAGGAGAACCUGUUCCCAGAUGGAACUUUAAUGAUUUCCUCCAUUCGUUUAUGAUGGUCUUUCGAAUUUUAUGUGGAGAAUGGAUCGAACCCAUGUAUGAUUGUAUGCGUGCUUGUAAUGGUCUUUGUUUCCUUAUCUUCAUACCAGUUACCGUGUUUGGCAAAACACUUUUCUUUCUGUUCAUCGGUUUGGUCCUGGGCGCCUUUGGUUCUGAUAGUGUUGAACAAGAAGUUGAACCAUCCAGUUUCGCAUUAGCCUGGGAAAGGAUAAGAGCUCUUUUAGACAAAAGGAAAGGAAACAUCUGUCCAACUGAUGACAAUCUUAGGGAUGAUGGUCAAGACGAAGCAGCGGACCUAGAUGUAUUGCAGCGCAAUGUCAACCAUGCAAGCUCAAUUCGAGAGGGCCAGUAUGGUGAUGUAUCAUUGUCUACAACAAAGGGCAAAAAUGGGAAACAGGCAAACAGCAAAUGUUUCAAACAGUCCAAAACUGGCAAACUGUAUUAUUCUCUACCAGAUGUCGUGGCUAUUACAAAGAAACAUCAAUCAGAUAUUGGAACCUCCCCGUCUAUGCCCAACAUAAGAAACCUUGGAAAAGAUAGAUCCAGUUCUCUCCGAAGAAAGAGUUCCCAAGCCAGUACACAGUCACAUGAAAAAAGAUUAACAGGCUCAUCAAAAAGUCUCGCAACUUUCUCGAUCAAGCGUCAAGUUGAUGGGACUCUACAGCUGGAAAAUGUCAGUAACAAGAUUUCAGAACAAUGUAAGGGUGAAAAGUCAUUUUAUUCAGUCCCAAAUGUUGAAAAACUCGCAAGCGAGGUACAACAAGUGGGUGGGAAAGUAACGACUUCACUCGUUGACAUUAGAAACAGUAAAUUCUCGCUGUUGACUGAUUUUCCCCGGUUUGAUUCCAAUCUAAAUACAGAUAAAACUGAUCAAACACAAAGCAGUAAAUGUGUGACCUUUUCUAAGUUUUCGACUGAGCAGGACAUCAAAAGUUCGUGGGCAUCUCUUUCAUCGGGGACAAAAGUACUCCCUAAAGCAACCUCUGUGGAACUGAAGCAUGGUGUGCUGCCCAACUCACAAGUCUACGUUCAGUGUACAAAAGAUAAAAAAUCCGUGCCAGAGAAGUGUGAAAAACUCUCCAAUUCACUUCUUGACCAGAUUACCGAUUACUGGAAACCACCUGCUAUAUUCAAACAGUUGUUCAACCCACCUAUCUUUAUAGAAAGUUCCACAGAUCCUAUACCCUUACAAGAAAACUGCAGGAUUCCAAACCUACCUGAGAUUGUUGAAAGUCUAAAGAAACCUCAACGCAAAAAAUCUAAGAAAUUAGGAAGCUCCUAUGCCAUUGUAGACCAAGCAUUGAAGGACAUGAAGUACAGGAAUUUGUUGAACACUUAUACUGAUGAAGAUCUUGCAGUCCUUCCUUCCCUUUCGAAUCAGUCCGUACAAGGAGAAAGAACCUUACUUUCGUCUGUUGAUGAUGUUAAUCUCAGCAACAUGGAAAAUAUUUAUGAAGAAACAACUAUAACAAACACAUAUGGCACGCCCGUUGACCUUCUAGCAACCCAGCAAGAAAAAUUCACAUUUCAACAGCCCUUUGGAAAGCCAUCACAGCUGAUAGUCGUUGAAUGUCCCAAAAAUGAUUCUGUUUCUAAUGUUGAUUCCGGUCUCAUUGUAGAUCCAUCUAGGUUCAACCAAGAAAAAUCAAAAUCUACCGAUUUUCAUAUCAAAUUUGAUAGAGCUGAGAAAACACCCUCAGUAUUUCGAUCCCUUCCAACAUCUUCUUUAAACAAUAAUUACAAUGUACAUGUAGACAACAGCCCAGAUCCAGACCAACAACGGCGAAUUUCUUUACCCCACUGCAACAUCCGAGAUGUGUCUGGGACAAAUGUGGAUACUGACAGCAAAAUUUUGCAGCAGCAACAAUUAUUACAGCAACAUCUCCAAAGAUAUUUGGAGCCAUCAAGCUCAGGCAGUAUUGUUGAAGUAGCAAGUGAUGAAGAUCUCAAAUCUAAUGACAAAUCACCUAAUUUCCCUUAUAUUGAUGUUGAAGCUACUGUUAGACAAUCUUAUGAAAAUCAGAAUCAACCCCAUCAACAGCCAAGGUUUUCGACAAGGUCUACAUAUUAUGAGAGCUAUGAAGAAGUGAAAUACCUCACGUCACGGAAACUAUCGUGCUUACCCCCCGUUUCAGAAGUUGAAAGUGAUGAAAUAUCUACAGUGUCCGAAAUAAGCAAUUCUUCUACACAACAAACUACAUCUGCCAUCGAUAUGGUAAAACCCACUUUGAAAAUCUUUACCUCUGCUGAACCUCUGCCUACUACAAAAACGUCCAGAGAAGGAUUGACAAAAAACAUGUCCAGAAAGAAAAUACAUCAAUCAACCAGAAGUAUGUCAACUUUUUUGGCCGAAACAGCACCCAAUAAAUGCCCUCCAGCCUAUUAUGUCCGUAGUACUGGCAAUCUGCAAAACAAGGCCACCUUUGCAGACGUUGUACUUGCUAGUACGAAAAUGCUUCGUCAUCAGAAACCAGGAUUAUCGUCAAGCUGUAUUGAUAUGGGGAUGGUUGUUAGUAAUCGAAUAUAUGAUCAGCAGAGAGAGUUUGGUGCACCUAAAACAGCCAUUUCUUUAUCAGAUAUGAAAUAUAUUGGAAGCAGGACAAGUCAAUCAAGCCCAAGUAAUAGAUCAAAUUCAAUGGCUGAUGUGGGUUCGGUGUGCAACAAGUUAUCAAAAAGCGAAGGCAGAAGAUAUUCAUAUUCGAUGUCAGAUGUAAAGAAUCUGAAGAAUUCAAUGUCUGGAGGCAACAAGGGGUCAACCAAGUCGCUAAGUAGGAUUGGCUCUGCCAUCAUGAAAGAAGUUCAGCAGAACUCAGAAGAAACCAAGAUAGACUUGCGGAAUAAUUUAAAAAAGUCUAAACUGGAUGAUGUUAUAAUGGAGAACAACUGUAACAAUGAAAGUCUUGGUAGCUUAGGUUCCCUGGGUAGCAUCCCUGACAUUAUGGACAACUCAAGUGUAGAAGAAGACGUAUCAUCAUGUCAACAGAAAGAUAUAACACCUUGCUUACCACUUUUUAUCUCAUCCAGGUUCAAGUGUCUUCGAGAAUUCGAUGACACGUCCCAUGGAAAAAAGUGGAAUAAUUUUCGUCGUCGUUUAAUGAUGGUUUGUGAAAACAAAUAUUUCGAAACUGGUGUGCUAAUAAUGAUUUUUGCAAGUAGUAUUUUAUUGGCAUUUGAAGAUAUUUAUUUACAUGAAAAGCCUUACUUAAAACUUGCACUUUUUUACUUGGAUAUUACAUUUUGUUUGCUGUUCUUCCUUGAAAUGGUUCUAAAGCUUUUAGCGCUUGGGUUCGUCCAUUACUAUACGCACUUCUGGACCAUACUUGAUUUUACCAUUGUUUGCAUAACAAUUAUAAGUCUCGCAGCAUCAGGUUUAGGUAUGGAACAAAUCACUGCUUUUCGAUCCCUCCGAACACUUCGUGCACUGAGGCCUCUUCGUGCGGUCUCUCGGUGGCAAGGAAUGAAGAUCAUUGUUAACGCUUUGAUGCUGUCAAUUCCUUCUAUUUUCAACGUCCUGUUGGUGUGCGUUGUGUUCUGGCUGAUAUUUGCUAUCAUGGGAGUGCAGUUAUUUGCGGGAAAGUUCUACAAGUGUGUCAACGAGACAAAUAUGAGGAUCUCCCCAACGGAGGUGGCCAGCAAACAAGAAUGUCUUUAUAAAAACUAUACUUGGGUAAAUUCAAAAGUAAACUUUGACAAUGUAGGAGGAGCUUUCCUUGCUUUAUUUCAAGUGGCUACAUUUGAAGGAUGGAUGGAAAUCAUGGCAGAUGCGGUAGAUGUUACCGAAGUGGAUCAGCAACCUAAAUUUGAAGCCAGUGUGUAUUAUUAUUUUUAUUUUGUAUUGUUCAUCAUUUUUGGCUCCUUUUUUGUGUUGAAUCUUGUCAUCGGCGUUAUUAUUGAUAAAUUUAGCUUCCUUAAGAAAAAGUACGAUGGAACAUAUUUAGACAUGUUUCUUACACCAACUCAGCAAAACUACUAUAAUACAUUAAAAAAGUUGGGUACCAAAAAACCUCAAAAGACUGUCAGAAAACCAAAGAACAAAUGCCAGGCUGUUGUCUAUGACCUUGUAAUGAGUAACCAGUUUGAGAUCUUUAUCACUACUAUUAUCAUUACAAAUAUGAUAUUUAUGGCAUUUGAGCAUUAUAAUCAAUCAGAUGUAGUAACUGAAGUUUUGGCCACAGCUAAUAUUGCUUUUACCAUUUUAUAUGCGUUUGAAGCAAUCAUCAAAAUUGUAGCAUUAAGGAUACAUUAUCUUCGUAAUCUGUGGAAUGUAUUUGACUUUCUAGUCGUAAGUUUAUCUGUUGUUGAUGCUUUCUUAAAUGAUGUCUUUGGUGCUGGCAUGUUCAUGAACCCUUCACUACUUAGAGUUGCUAGAAUGUUUCGUAUUGGUCGUAUUAUUCGUCUUAUUAAAUGGGCUAAAGGAAUGCGAAAGCUUUUAUUUGCGCUUGUGAUAUCGUUGCCGGCAUUAUUCAACAUAGGAGCUCUGCUUUUUCUCGUUAUGUUUAUCUAUACAAUUAUUGGAAUGUCUUCCUUUGGACAAAUUAAACUAUCAGGUGCACUGAAUGACCAAGUCAAUUUUCAGACAUUUGGAAAGACAUUUCUACUUUUAGUUCGCUUAGCAACCUCAGCAGGCUGGAAUGAUAUCUUGGGGCCGUUACUUAUUCAGCCACCAAACUGUGAUCCAAAUUACACCACAACAAGCACAGGGGAAAAAAUCAAGUUAGUCAAUGGAGACUGUGGAAUGCCCUGGCUUGCCAUUUCAUACAUGGUGUCCUAUAUCAUUAUCGUAUUCAUGAUUGUGUUUAAUAUGUAUAUUGCUGUUAUCUUGGAAAACUUUAACCAGGCACAUGCCCAAGAGGAAGUAGGAAUUACAGAAGAUGAUUUAGAUAUGUUUUAUGGCGUCUGGGAACAAUAUGAUCCCUUAGCUACACAAUUUAUAAAACAUGAUCAGCUGUCCGAUUUCAUUCAAGAUCUCGAUCCCCCAUUGAAAGUGAAAAAACCCAAUAACGUUGCUAUUGCGACAUUUGACCUACCAAUAGUUAAAGGAGGCCAUAUACACUGCCUCGAUAUUCUGUUGGCCUUAGUCAAAUUUGCUCUCGGUGGUAACUUGGAAGAAACUGAAGCUUUCAAAAGGGUACGUACACAAAUGGAGGCUAAAUUCGAUAAAAUUUUCCCCACCAGAGAGAAGUCUGAAAUUCGAACUAGUACUCUCCAAAUGAGAAGAGAAGAAAUGGCAGCAAGAAUCUUACAAAGAGCAUGGCGGCGCCGGAAAAUCAUGCAAAGUUUCCCCUCUCCAGAAAUGAUUAGGUAUUAUAUUAUUUCAGCUCCAGAAACAGCGGUAUGAAGGAAAUGUAUCAGGGGUGGGAAAGCUAAAAAAAAAAAACCCUAUUAAGCAGACAUUUCUCACUGACUGUGUUUACCUACUCCCUCUACCAUGUAAAUUUACAUGGCAGUACAGCUAAAUGAUGGUGUUUCAUGGCAGAGACACGUCUCUCCUCAAUGUUGACAUCAAUAGCUGAAGCUGAGGAAAUACAAAUCUGGCUCCCGUUUGUAUUCCAUGUUAACACCCUUCCACCAUGUUAGGAAGCAAUCGGGAAAGAAGGAAGGCAAAGCAAAAAAUCUUAUGAUGGAUCUUAUUAUUGUUAUUAUUGUUGGCCUCGUGCCUAUAUAACAAAUGACUACUACUGUUAAUUAUUGUUAUUGUUAUUAUUACUAUUAUUAUUACAAUUAUUAUUAUUAUUACAAUUAUUAUUAUUAUUAUUAUUAUUAUUUCUUCCUUCCACUUAUUUCUUCCUAUCUAUGAAUACUACCUGGAACCAUACAAGGAAGAUUUAACUAAGAAGUAAUAAUGGACAUUAUCCCAAUUAAUUCAGAUUUUAAAACUUAUAGAAAAAUACAUCAUUAUUAUUAUUAUUAUUACUCUUACCAUUAUUAUUAUUAUUAUUAUUAUUAUUCUUACCAUUAUUAUUAUUAUUAUUAUUAUUAUUAUCAAAUAUUAAUUGUUCUACUAAUUUUAAUGAUAUUCAUUCAACAUUGUUAAAAGGGAAAAAAUUGUAAGAUUUUUCAAAUUAUUUUCUUUAUCAUUUAAUCUUUCUAAACUUACAAAUUCUUCAACUUUUUCUCUGCUUGUCAUUUCUGUAUGACAGAGACAAGUGACUUUAAAAUGCUACAAAACUACUGCCUUCCAUAAGUUUUUUUUUCUCAUUACUAUCAAUCUUUCACUUUUCCAUUUGCUACUAGCAUGAUAAAAUUGCAACUGUCUCCAUGCAAGAUUUGAAAUAAUAGUAACUUAAGGAAACUAUUAUCUAAUCUUAACUCAAUUUCAACAUUUCAAAACCACUGGGAAAUAACAAGACUCUUUCUUCACACAUUACAUGUUACCAGGCUGAUUUUGUAAUAUUGAACUUUGUUUUCAGGUAAGAGGCACCGUCAGGGAGAAAAAAAAAAACUAUAAAACAAUGGUGAAAAGCAGGAGAGACUGAAACAGGAUCUCUUGUCUGUCUUUUCUAUCUCUCUCUGCCACACAAAAACCCACACAACAUGACAAUGUUUUGGAUAUUAUGCUAGAGUUUAUUCUAAAUGUUAUCAGAAUGUCUCAAAAUUCUAUUUUAUUCAAGGCCAGCAUGACUAUUUUCUUUCUAAUGUUGAUCAAUUGCAGAUCUGCUCAUAUCCUACCUACAUCUCUCUCACUAAUACACUUAAUCAACACCUCUCUUUUUCCCUCUCCUUCUCUCUUCCUCUCCUUGUCUCUCUCCCUCUCUCUUUCUCCCCUUCUCUCUCCCUCUCUCUUCUUUCCCUCUCUCUUUCUAACAUAUGGACAACAGCAAAUUUGAAACAAAAAUAGUCCACAGCAAUUUCAGUGGUCCUCAGUUUUGGCCCCAAGAAUUGAAGAAGUUUAUGCCGAGAUGAACAAUUGGCUAAGGAGAGAAGCCACAGGAUGUUUCCAGCCAGAUUAUUACUUCAUAUGUUGCUCGUAAGCAAUGUCUAAAUAUCUUCGUUAUCUUUUCUCUCUCUAAUAAACAAUACAGUAAUUUUUUAAUAUUUAUCAAACAUAUUUUACUAAUUAUAACCUCUUUUCAAUUUACAUAAAAUAGGAGUGUGUAUCACAUACACACACAAUUAUUUAUUAUGGACGCUAGCACUGAUAUAAGAGAAAGAGUUAAAGCAUAACGGUGGCAGCCCGAAUCACUACCACCAACUUACCUCAGCAGCUUCAGGGCUGCAAUGUAGCUUACUCUCUGUUAAUUUGACAAUCUAGAACCUCUUUCUUCACAUUAUUUAUAUAUAACUACUUCCAAAUGUGGAACUAAGCACAUUUAUGAAUGCACUAGUCCUGAUUAAACUAUAUUUUAUUCUUACAAAUAAAACACUUAAAUUACCAUUGUACCUUCUGCGAGAGAACAAAAACCUCCAUCAAACAACAGCAUCAGACAAUAGCUUACUGAUUAAAUUGAUCUCAGGUAUUUGCUGAUUGCUGACAUCAAGCCAUAACACUAAUUAAUAAGAUGUAUUGUAACUGAAAUAAUUACGUUACAGGAUUAAUUAGUUUAUAACAGAGAUAGACCCAUUCUUUGUGGAAGAGCGGGACCUACCUCUAAAACCAUCUCACCCUUUCUACAACAAUCACUACAUGAUUUCUGAUUAAAUCACAACUGAAAGUAAACUGGAAGCAAACCUGGCUAGCUGAAACUCCAUUUUAUUGUCUAUAUACACCCUAUAUAGACCCUUUUAAAACAGUGCAAAGGUUGGUGCAAGUACCACCUUGUGGGAAACUUUCCAAUUUAACAUCUGUUCUUGUUUGACUACUUGUAUCAUAUUAGAAGCUAUGUAUAAAUGUAAGCACUGUGUUACACACAUACAUACAUGCACACACACACAGACACAUACAUACACACACACCAGCUGUGUUAGUGUCGCCCCUUGGUGCUACUGGUCUACACUAUCAACCGGAAUAUAAGUCAACUGUGCACUCUUAAUUCAGCCGUCUUCUUUCAUGUUAUCUUUUCUUUUCACUUCAGCAGUUUGUCACUUGUCUUAACUCACUUAGAUUAAUACCUAAUCCAUACGUAUUUGUGAUUAGAUUAACCCUUCUUUAGCUGAUUUGAUGCUCCAUUAACAGAACCUACCCCUCUAGCUAAUUCACAUUAUUUACAGCUGCAAGUUACCCAAUUUCAAAACUUUUUUCUUCAUUCUCUGCAGCAAUAUUUCCAAUGAAUUCUUUGACCUUUUGACAUGCUUUUAUGUUUGUACAAACAUCUCCAGCAGUGUUCUCCUGGAAAUACUACCUUUGCAAUACUGUUGAUAUUCUUACAUUAUUUUCUGCUGACAUUUUAUCUCAGCAGCUUUCCCUCCCACACACACCUCUCUCUCUCUCUCUUUCUCUCUCUCUCUCUCCGUCUUUCUUUCUUUCUUCCUUUCUCUCUUUCUCUCUUCACUUCAUUCCCUUUCACUUGUAUUAUCUUAGAGACCACCUCAGCAAAAACAACAAUAAUAACAAUAGUAAUAGCACCAACAAUGAAAUAUGAAGGAAACUAUUUUGUUCCGAGUUCCGGUUAUUAGUGUAACCUUUAGCAGAGGUCGUUAUCUGUGACACUGACGGUUUGUGCAUUAUAAUGCUGGUUUUCUUAAUAUAACAUUAUUACAUCUG